Messenger RNA from Menidia menidia (Atlantic silverside), 3293 nucleotides. NCBI's taxonomy places the organism in Eukaryota, Metazoa, Chordata, Actinopteri, Atheriniformes, Atherinopsidae. The record is from the annotation of a GenBank genome assembly.
GUCGUCCCGGCAUCCUUUGCGUGUCCAAUAUGGAAGAACUGGCGGUGGAGGUCCGUGGCUCAAACGGCGCUUAUUAUAAGGGCUUUGUCAAAGAUAUCCACGAUGACUCUCUCACCAUUGCCUUUGAGAACAAUUGGCAGCCAGAACGCCAGGUGCCCUUCAGUGAAGUCAGGCUGCCACCACCUACUGAUGUCAAGAAGGAGAUGGGAGAGGGCGAAGAGGUGGAGAUCUUCUCCAGAGCUAACGAACAGGAGCCUUGUGGUUGGUGGUUGGCUAAAGUCCGCAUGAUGAAGGGAGAUUUUUAUGUGAUUGAGUAUGCAGCAUGUGAUGCCACUUACAACGAGAUAGUUACGUUUGAGCGUCUGCGCCCAGUCAACACCAACAAGGCCAUCUCCAAGAACUCUUUCCACAAGUGCACUGUCCCUGUCCCUCAGGAUCUUCAAGAAGCGUGCCAGAAUGACAAUGCACAUAAGGACUUUAAAAAAGCUGUGGGAGCCUGUCGAGUCUCUUACUGCCCUGACACCAGUCAGCUUGUGAUUGUGUCCACCAAUGAGACGACGGUGAAGCGUGUGUCUUUGCUGAGUGAUAUGCACCUGCGCAGCAUCAGAACCAAGCUGAUGUUAAUGUCACGCAAUCAGGAAGCCACAAAACACCUCGAGACUUCCAGACAGCUGGUGUCAUCCUUCCAGGAGGAGUUUACGGUGAGACCGGAUCUGAUGGGUCUGGCUAUCGGUAGCCACGGUAGCAACAUCCAGCAAGCACGGAAAGUUCCAGGUGUUACUGCCAUUGAGCUGGAUGAAGACACCGGCACGUUUAGGAUUUAUGGAGAGACAGAAGAAGCGGUAAAGAAAGCAAGAAACUUCUUGGAAUUUCUUGAGGACUCUGUCCAGGUGCCAAGGCAGCUUGUUGGAAAAGUGAUUGGUAAAAAUGGUAAGGUAAUCCAGGAGAUUGUGGAUAAAUCCGGUGUGGUGAGGGUCAGGAUAGAAGGAGACAACGACAACAAGCAGCCCAGACAGGAAGGAAUGGUCCCAUUCACCUUUGUCGGUACUAAGGAGAGCAUUGGAAAUGUUCAGGUCUUAUUGGAGUAUCACAUCUCCUACCUGAAUGACAUGGUGGAGCUUCUUGCAGAGGGCCAGCAGCUAGAGGAAGAGCUGAGGCAGAUUGUGGAUUAUACGCAGGGAAGCACCCUAGCAAGAUUCAUUAUUAACAGUACAAAGAGCACUGAGGUUGAGCAGCUUCGUAUGGAGCGGUUGCAGAUUGAUGAACAGCUACGUCAGAUCACCCAAGGCCACCGACCAGUUGACAGGGAGAGAGGCGAGAGAGCUGAUAGAGGUGAUAGAGGCGAUAGAGGUGACAGAGGCGAUCGAGGCGGUGGCUAUAAUGCAGACAACAGCGCCAACACCUCCUCGACCUCCAUACACGGAAGUCGCUCCUACAACGGUCGAGGUCGUGGACGCAGAGGCCAUAGCUACAGCACCGGAUAUGGCACCAACUCAGAGCAGUCCAAUGCCUCUGAGACAGAUUCAGAGCGGAAGGAGGAACUCAGCGAUUGGUCUUUGGCUGGAGAGGACCAGGACAGGGAGAGAGGCCCUCGAGGACAAAGAGAUGGGCGCCGGAGGCCAGGGCCCGGCAGAGGCCGAGGAGGUCCUAGUGGAAGGGGCAGAGGAAGAGGAGGAUACAACAACAACUCUGAUAAGCUGCUGAUCAAUAAUUCACCAGCAGGCUCCCGGGAUAACGAGGACCACCACCCAUAUGGAACCACAGAGACAAACACUGAGACCGACCAGACAGCUGACACAGAUGCAAGUGAGUCCAACUUGCCUGCCAACCGCCGCCGAAGGUCUCGGCGACGCAGAACAGAUGAGGAAACCACUCUGAUGGAUGGCAUGAGCGAGUCUGACAAUGCCUCGAUGAGCGAGAAUGGAAUAGAUGACUCUGAAGCAAAACCUCAGCGUCGCAAUCGUAGCCGACGUCGCCGCCCCCGCCUGCCUGAGGAAAGGCAGCCAGGUAAACGCAGCAGUGCCUGCGUGUACCCACUCAUUGUUGUAGUGGUGUGCCACCAGACAGAUACUAAUCACACCUGUCAGAUCCAGAAUUUGACUGUGGCUGACUACAUUUCCAGAGCUGAAUCCCAGAGCAGACAGAUGAGUGCAAAGGACAACAAGAAAAACAAGGAUGGGGGUCAGGUGGAAGCCAUCACCGAGCACAGCCCACAGGCUGUUCCAGCCACCACCAGUGGUUCCAACAGUGUUUCUGAUGACCUGAGCAACAGCGCCGCAAACGCUCCCAGGUCCUCCAGUGAGAAGCCUGCAAAAGUCUCCUACAAGGAGGACAGUAACCCAGAACCUGUUGCUAAUGGACUUUCCUAGUCAGACCAGAGCAAAGGAAAUGGUUUCAAAUAUUUGAACUUAUUUUUUUGGCUGCACUUGAUUGAAUCUUAUGACUCUGGAGUGGCCUCAGAAGUUAUUGUUAACAUUUAAACACAACAAGCACUGUUCUUUUUCUACAAAUAUUUGAAACCUGCUUUGCUGCACAACAGAGUUGUGGACAGUAACUUCCUCUUUAGACAUCUAUCUGUACAACUUUUUCAUUUUACUACAUUUUUUACAGUAGUCUUUCCUGUAUGAGCUUGCCAAAGAUAGUCAAACCCACAUACUUACAGACAUGUACAUAAACUGUAGUUUAAAGUCCACUCUUCACUGAGAGCUGAGAGAGAGGUGGGACUGAAUACAGUAUUUCUAAAAUGUAGACAGGGAUUCCACUCAAACCCAUACUGUGGUGUGAAUGCAGCAGUUCUUUUUUUGUAUUGGAAAAAUAUCAUAGCAGGGUUUUACAACAAUGUCUGCCUUUUAUCAGGUGGACUCUGAAAGAUGCUUCCACAACUUUUUUCAGGAUCUUUUGUGAGUUUGAGGUUGUUUGUAAAUUAAAUGUUCUGCAUGAGCUGUACCACAGUGCAGGUAGGUUUGUUGGAAACCCAAGUAUGAUUGACGUACAUGUGAUCAGCUGUUGUGCCUUGAGAGUAGAUUCAACAAGUUGCUGCCUGACUCUGCACACCAUCUGAAAUCCAUCGACUUGUUUCUGUGUGACUGUUUUGCUCUCUCCUACAGUAAACCUGAUAAGUUGUCUGUGUGUUCUGUAGUGUAAGGGUGCCGUGGCCAGGUGAUGGUGAACUCACAGCACCCUUACAGGAUUUCAGAGCCACCAUUUUACAACAAAGUGUGUCUGCGCUUAAUGUCAUUGGGUAGGGGGAAUAAGUCAAGUUAUCCUUUAUACACACACACACACACACACAC